UGCACGUAGAUUGUCAUGUUGUGCGCAAAGGAGUACCGUACAUGUACGUUUUUCCUAAUUCGAGCCUAGGAACCCGGAAGGAAACAAGUAUGAAAAUUGCGCAGCGGUGACUGAGAUACUUGCACAACUAAGGUACAUACAUAGAUUCCCCGUAACAUGGCCGAUAUAAGCGUACUAUGGCAGUCCCUGUCGCUGAUCAUGGUUGCGCUCCUCUGGGGAGCAACCAAUCCGCUCAUGAAGAGAGGCGGGGAGGGCAUCCAGCGAGUCCAGAGGGGCGGCAGGGUGGCACAGUUUUUGGCAGAGCUGAAGUUCCUGAUUUUGAACUGGAAGUACAUCCUGCCAUUCCUUGUAAAUCAAAGUGGAUCAGUUCUUUUCUAUCUAACGCUAGCUUCAGCAGAGCUUUCAUUAGCUGUACCUAUCACCAAUGCACUAACAUUCAUCUUCACCACGCUAACGGGAAAGAUGCUGGGUGAAGAUAUUGAUGGGAAAGAAACCUACGUUGGAAUGGCACUUGUGGUGGCUGGAGUCACUCUCUGUGUUUGGGAUAAGACUUGAGAGGCUUGUGGGAUAGGACUUCCGAAAAUGAGGACAGGCGACUCUAAGUGAUGAGGAAACUCAGCCAAGAGAGACUGGUGGUAGAAAAGCUGACUCAUCUCAUAACAAGGGUCCAGGUUUGAGAUUUUGAUUAGCCAGGAUGUUGCCCAGGAACCUGGCAGAACUUUGAAGCUGAUAUUUUAAGAUGAGACAAGAAAUAGUUGAUGAAAAUUGGUGUUCAAUUCACCUAUAUCUGAAAUGAAUGUCAUACUUGUGCGUCUGUAUCUUGUUUGUAAUACCGGGGCUUGGAUAAAGUCAUUUAAUUGUUGUGGACUGGUCAUGUGUCAUGUUAAUACAGUCGGACCUCGUUGAUAAAAGGUCCUUUUGACUUUGCAUAUUACCUUGUUAUGACAGGAACCUUGUGUUUUCAGGAAUGAAAACAAUGAAAAACAAAGCCGAGAAACAGUGCGCCAUCUUCUGGGAUUACUAGACCCAAAGGGAGUCGACAAAGAGGGCGACGGCAACAGUACAUUUUCUAAAGGCAUACAAAGAAAUUGCUGUAAAGACUGACAAACUAUGUAAUGUAAUGUAAACUAUGUAAUGGGACUAUUUUGAUAUUUGGUCUUCCAUGAUAUUGUGGAUAAGUUUUUGGCGUGUCUGAGUUGUUGGUACUGCACUAUGAAACUAUGUCUUGGCUGUGAUACCCACUCACGAUACGCGUUGGAGUUCUUCAGUUUUAACGCCGUCAAAACUUGCAUGCACGUACAUGUAGUUCCCUGUGAUGGUUUUUGAGACAACUUGAGACAAGAUUGCAUUCAAUUAAUACAGGGAUGACUCUGUAACCAGUUCCACCUCAAACCGGUUUUGUCUUGAAUGUGGUAUCAUUUUGAAGAGAGGUAAGAUUACAUUUCAAGGUAAUCAUUCAUUGAUUUCAAUUUAUGGCACAGUACCACAGCUUUCAUCUUUUUUAUUUUUCGAUGCAAUUGGUAAUUCCUGAGGAUUCCCUUGAAGAAGCACGGCAACCUUUUUCUUUUCGUUAGGCGUGAAAAAAUGCCACUUUCAAAAUAAAAUUGUCAACCACUCUUAAAUGACCACUCUGUGAAUUCGAGACUCCCCAAAUCCAGAACCUAACCUACUUUUAAAUUUGAAAGUCUAAAAAAGUCACCCCUAAGAUUUUAAUGUUACUUGUUUUGGAUAUAUUUCAGUUGUUUGGUCCUCUUAAUUUUAUUGUCAGAUAAGUUUAAAUAUCCGAGGAAGAAAAUCACAUGAUUGAACAAGCUGGAGUUGGAGUCUCCCGCGGUUUCUCAAGCUUCCUCCUCGUUUGAUAAUAUCACUCGAUGAAACUUUAUUAAUACCUAACUUACGCUGUGAAACCAAAAAAAAGGCCAGAGAGGUUUCUUUAUGAUCAACAAAAUGAAAGCUCAUCGGCUUAGUAUUAUUUUAAAGGCUGGCACGUUUCCACAUUAGAUCCGGUCUAUGUAGAGCGCAUCGCAGUAUUGCAUACACAAGGACACUGACCAAACAUGGAAGGGUCUGUGACCUGUACAAAGCGGAAUUUUCAUCUUCCCACGACUUGUCAUCGUAUUCUGUCCUCGCAUUUCGGUAAAGUCUUAUUCACCGGCCCGAACCAGCAGUCUUCCUUAUUCCUUCAAACAGGACUGAAGGGCCAAGCCUUCAUGCCGGACCUUGGAAGUUCUGAAAAAAGAGGAAUACUUGGAGAAACGGAUACAUGUCAAUUCGUCACCCAUAUUGCUCACACAUUUAUUUACAUUUAAAUUCUACAUUUAGCAAGGUUGUCAAUCAUUAGGCUAUAGGUAUGUACACGCAGCACUCGAAUUCUUUAGGAAAAUACACAUUAACAGGAUAAAUGUGCUAAAACCCGCACGUUUAUAAUUAAGGGUAUUGCAUGAACACCUAAGACAAGCACGAUAGAAUUUACCUGAGUUCAUAACAAUACUCCUUGUUGGUAAUGCUGUCUACUGAUGAUGUCUAUUCCUGAUUCAUCCUCUCUUUUUUGUGCUAAUUUUCUUAAUUGCUGUCUUAUCCAAGAAAUUACCAAACACUUUGAUGUAUAUAAACACUCCACUCAUGAAUAAAUAUACAUCCCACAUACAUCGCUAUAAUUGUUAAAAUAUUGGCAAGUUAUUGCACUUCUUUGCGCGAUUCUCAUCACUAUAAAUUAUAAUUUGUAAAUACACUUGAUACUGCUUACACAAUGGCAUUAACUUUGUUGAUUAUAUUUAACUGCAGCCCUGACGAGGUACAAGAAGUUACAGAGUUGAAUUGAUGGCCACAUUAAUAGUUAUCUUAUAAAACAAAACCAUUCGAACUAAACCCAA
Acanthaster planci (crown-of-thorns starfish) is the source of this 2873-nucleotide messenger RNA. RefSeq names its product transmembrane protein 234-like. The record is from RefSeq and is a predicted model, not a curated record. Lineage: Eukaryota; Metazoa; Echinodermata; Asteroidea; Valvatida; Acanthasteridae.